Messenger RNA from Clupea harengus (Atlantic herring), 1002 nucleotides. Its product is annotated as mitochondrial pyruvate carrier 2-like. Gene Ontology annotation, biological process: pyruvate import into mitochondria. Gene Ontology annotation, cellular component: mitochondrial inner membrane. The transcript has 5 exons. Bases 578 to 907 code for a protein of 109 amino acids. Lineage: Eukaryota; Metazoa; Chordata; Actinopteri; Clupeiformes; Clupeidae. The record is from RefSeq and is a predicted model, not a curated record.
GCAUCUGACUUGCUCGAUUAACACUUUUGCUAUGCUGCUAUAUAUUUUUUAUAAUAUCAUCUACUGGCUAGUGUGUUUAUUGCAGCUCCUACAAUCGUAUGAUAAAACAACAUGAGGUUGACAAGUUUGAUGCCUAUUCAAGUUUGAUGCCUGAUUGGCCUGAUUAUUUUCAACAAGUUUGAUGCUGCCAAUAGAACGCUCUAGUGCCAGCACCAGGUCAAAGUUAGAGGUGGAGGAUUUACAAAUACUGUUGGAUUCCUUGGAUCAAGGAAAGCUCAAAGAACCCAGUGACAGUAUUUUCUGCCGCACAAAUGUUACGAUAUGGAUUUUCAUUUCCAAAAAACUUUCAUUCAUUACAGCCAUCAAAAGUCAGCAAUUUCAGCGACGUUUUUAUGUAUUGACAACAAACACGGUUGAUCCACUCAAUUUUAAAAACUUUUUCUAAGGAAGUCCUUAAAAUUGACCACUGGGGGAGCUGCAAUAAGUAAAAAAAAGCAUUUUUGUGCAUAACUGUUUGUUCUGUUUGGCUUAAAAAGUAACUCAUAGGUCUGCUGAUCCCUUUGAAGAUCCAUGACCCAUGGUCCAUGUCCACCUAAUUGAUGUAGCCACCAUUUUGAAUUUAGGUCCCAAGACAGUCUUCUUCUGGGCUCCGUGGUUUAAAUGGGGAUUGGUAGUUGCUGGCCUGGCUGACUUCACUCGCCCUGCAGAGAAACUCAGCGUAUCUCAAUCUGGAGUGCUGACAGCCACGGGCUUCAUAUGGUCCCGCUACUCCUUAGUCAUCGUCCCACGCGUCUGGAACCUCUUUGCUGUGAAUUUCUUCCUCGGCCUGGCUGGCUCAUCUCAACUCUUCAGGAUUUGGAGGUAUAAUCAAGAACUAAAGCAGAAGCUAGAAGUAUCGGAUCCGUGAGGACCCCAAAACUCCAUUCACAAAAAUGGGAAGAAACACGUAUUUGUUUCGUUAACAGCAUACUUUUACUAUUAAAACUUUUUUUUUCCCCAAAC